UCUCCGGCCCCCGCUGUUUCCGGCGUUGUACGGAAGUCGGGUGCUGGUCUGGUCAGUGCCUGGCCAUUUGGUACCCUUACAGCGCGCCUUUUCCAGCUCUCUCUCCUUAGGCGGCCUCCGGGUAUCGCUGCCAGUCCCCAGCCAAGUGCAGUUAGGGGAACCCAUUGCCCUCGGCUAUUGUCUGCGGUGCGGCUCCCCCCUUGCUUCCUCUCUGAACUUGUCUGCUACGCACUUCCUCUCACUUGUCUGAGCCGUGUGCCGCCCAUGGCAGGGGCCGCUCAGACCACGGCCUUUGGGCAAGCGGUGAUCGGCCCGCCGGGCUCGGGGAAGACCACGUACUGCCUGGGCAUGAGUGAGUUUCUGCGAGCGCUGGGCCGGCGCGUGGCGGUGGUGAACCUGGACCCGGCCAACGAGGGGCAGCCAUAUGAGUGCGCCGUAGAUGUGGGCGAGCUGGUGAGCCUGAGCGACGUUAUGGACGAGCUGCAGCUGGGGCCCAACGGCGGUCUGCUGUACUGCAUGGAGUACCUAGAGGCCAACCUGGACUGGCUGCGCGCGAAACUCGACCCCCUUCGCGGCCACUACUUCCUCUUUGACUGCCCUGGUCAAGUGGAGCUCUGCACACACCACGGAGCCCUGCGCAGCAUCUUCUCCCAGAUGACGCAGUGGGACCUCAGGCUGACUGCUGUCCACCUGGUGGAUUCUCACUAUUGCACAGACCCUGCCAAGUUCAUUUCAGUACUGUGUACCUCCCUAGCCACCAUGCUGCAUGUGGAGCUCCCCCAUGUCAACCUCCUCUCCAAGAUGGACCUCAUUGAACACUAUGGGAAGCUGGCCUUCAACCUGGACUACUACACAGAGGUCCUGGACCUCUCCUACCUGCUUGACCACCUGGCUUCUGAUCCUUUCUUCCGCCACUAUCGUCAGCUCAAUGAGAAACUCGUGCAGCUCAUUGAAGACUACAGCCUGGUCUCCUUCAUCCCUCUCAACAUCCAGGACAAGGAGAGCAUCCAGCGGGUCCUGCAGGCUGUGGAUAAAGCCAAUGGCUACUGCUUCGGGGUCCAGGAGCAGCGGAGCCUGGAGGCCAUGAUGUCUGCCGCUGUGGGAGCGGACUUCCACUUCUCCUCCACCCUGGGCCUCCAGGAGAAGUACCUGGCGCCCUCAGACCAGCCAGUGGAGCAGGAGGCCAUGCAGCUCUAGCAACAAGCUGGGCUCUUGUUGGAGGAGGACGCACAACCCAGCGCUGGGGAGCAUGGUGGCUUCCAGGGAGCAGCAGACUGCGCGGCAGGCUGCAGAUCCAAGAGCAGCCCUCACAGGGGGAGACUGGCGAGGGGAUACACAGCCCUGCAGAGGAGUUCGGCCAGAUCCAGACCUGUCACCAAGCAGAGCACUCUCAGUGCUCUGGGCACUGCCAGCAGGAAUCCAGCACUGGCUCCGCUUGGGCUGUGAUGGAACAUGCUACAAUACAAGAGUUUAUUUUCUA
This is a messenger RNA of Phacochoerus africanus (Common warthog), 1480 nucleotides long. It is a transcript of the gene GPN2, whose product is annotated as GPN-loop GTPase 2. The transcript is spliced from 5 exons. Bases 265 to 1197 code for a protein of 310 amino acids. The record is from RefSeq and is a predicted model, not a curated record. Lineage: Eukaryota; Metazoa; Chordata; Mammalia; Artiodactyla; Suidae. Gene Ontology annotation, cellular component: cytoplasm. Gene Ontology annotation, molecular function: GTPase activity.